Chrysoperla carnea is the source of this 1089-nucleotide messenger RNA. RefSeq names its product mast cell protease 1A-like. NCBI's taxonomy places the organism in Eukaryota, Metazoa, Arthropoda, Insecta, Neuroptera, Chrysopidae. The transcript is spliced from 6 exons. Gene Ontology annotation, biological process: proteolysis. Gene Ontology annotation, molecular function: serine-type endopeptidase activity. The record is from RefSeq and is a predicted model, not a curated record. The coding region runs from base 34 to 1047 and encodes 337 amino acids.
AUAAAUUGUAUAGAAUUCAGUAAAAUAUACACAAUGGCCCGGGCACUUAAAUUCAUAUUAAUUCUUGCAAUUAUUGGUGUUGCAUUUUGUGCACCAACUGAAGAUGUAACAGUGACAGAGAGUGCAGCAGCAGGAACUGAACAUGGUGCACAUGCCAAAGGAAAGAGUGUGAGUGACUGGGUAAAAAAACCAAUCAAGUGGUCAUUCGAUGUGGCACAUAAGGGUGUCGAUAUGGGUAUGAAUAUAACCAAAAAAGCACUAGAUUUUAGUGAAGACAUAUCUGAAAAAGCAGUUGAAUUUGGACUUAAGCCAUUAGACUGGAUGGGACACAAAAUUGCUGAGAAAUGGCAAAAAGUACAUUUAAAAGGUUCACCAGCUGAUGUAUCCAAAUAUCCUUUUGUUGCUUUCAUUGUUAAAGGAGAAAAAGAUACUGAAGCACUUUGCGGUGGUACUAUUGUUCAUCAGAGAUUCGUAUUGACGGCUGCUCACUGUUUAGAUAAUCUGAAAGAGGAUGAUAAACUUUAUGUUUCUGUUGGAAGUGAUUCAGUAACCGGUAGUAACAGACAAAUUGUUGCCGUCGAAGAAAUUAUAAAUCGUCCAUCUUACAAUCCUAAAAAAUUAACUUUUGAUGGAGCUAUCUUAAAAUUGGCCAAAGAUCUUAAAUUUUCAAAAGAAGUUUCAGCUAUUACAUUGCCAGAAAAGUCUGAUUACGAUGCAGAGCACAUCAAUGAAGGUAAAGCAGUCGCACUUGGUACUUGUGAAAAAACUCACAAAAUGAUUGAAAAGACUGUGGAAAUACUGUCACUUGAAGAAUGUUCCAAAUCUUUCGAACUUUAUUAUAAUCAACUGUGUGUUAAAAACGAACAAGGAUCAUGUAACGCUCAAUCUGGUUAUCCAUUAACUCAAAAAGUAGACGGAAAGGAUAUAUUGGUAGGAUGGGCUUCUUAUACAGGUGAGCCUUGUGAAGCAAGUCCAGCUGUAUACUCACGAAUGAGCAAAUGGAUGACAUGGGUAAAGAAAGUAAUAGAAAACGAUAAAACUAAUUGAGUUGUACGCAUUAUUUACUAAAUAAAUUUAUUACAAACAUAA